ACUCACUAGAAAACAUUAAUGUUAUCAAUCAUACAUAUACUUUUAAUGCAAAGUUCCUCUGUGAAAAAAAUAAUUCUGAAAAUGGUCUAUUGAAUGAAAGUGAUAUGGAACUGAUAAAUGAAGAAUUAGUAAUAAAUCAACCUGUCUUAGUAUCAGAGUUACCUCCUGUAAAUUGUUCGAGUUCUGAGAAAAUUUUUGAAGAUUUAUCCAACAACAGUUACAGCUUCGUAAAAGAAUUACUACCUUCAGAACUACCUCAAAUGAUUUGCUUCAGCCCUGCACAAAUUCUGCAAGACUUACCCAAUAACACAUUGAACACUACGAAUGAACAAAUAUCAAUCAGUGAGUCAAAUCCUGGAAAUUUUUUAAAGAUCGAAAAAUUAAAUGUACCUGAAGACCUUGAAAUAAUUAUUUUAAAUGAAGAAAAUGAAAAAAUUGUUUCAACUGAAAAUCCUUCAGUUGAAUCUGAAAUAUCUCAAGGCAGUAAUGAUAAGCCACAGAAAGCAGACCAAGGAAAUAGUUUUGACCACACUAGUGCAAUAAAAAAUCCAGAAGUUGAAUCACAGUCAAACUUUCAUGUUAAAACUGACGACUUUAAGCCAAAAGCUAUUGAACGUAUUGGUGAUACUGAUAGCGAUUCUAAGAGCUGCAAAAAUUUAAAAAAUCUAGAUAUAAAUUUCAAAACGGAGGAUGCUUUCAAUAAAGCUUUUACUCUUCCAACAAAAUAUCUUCCGGAAAAACGGAGAGCAAAAUUUGAAAAAACAGGAAAAGAAAAGCGGCCAUGUGUAGGCACAUCAGAUGUUAUUUUUGUAAAUCAUCAUAUCAAUUAA
This is a messenger RNA of Chelonus insularis, 830 nucleotides long. RefSeq lists its product as uncharacterized. The record is from RefSeq and is a predicted model, not a curated record. The coding region runs from base 105 to 830 and encodes 241 amino acids. NCBI's taxonomy places the organism in Eukaryota, Metazoa, Arthropoda, Insecta, Hymenoptera, Braconidae. The transcript is spliced from 4 exons.